AUGACGACACUGGUCACGAACAGGAACAUGCAUAAAGACCACAGGGGAAGGAAGGAAAACAAGAAGCAAAUCUGGAGGAAGAGCUUACUAAGAUGCGGAUGCUGGAAUAUCAUGAGCUGGAAUGGAAGAGAGCAAGAGAUACUGACGGAAAUGGAAGAACAUAAAAUAGACAUAUGCGCCCUAUCAGAGACCAAAAAGAAGGGAAAAGGAGACAAAAGCUAUCCUGGAUACAUUCUUAAAUACAGCGGACCUGAGAAACAUAGACGGGCAACAGCAGGAGUGGGGAUGUUAAGUAAGGACAAAUAUAAGUACAGCAUAGAGGAGACCAGCUAUACAAGCGAGAAAAUAAUGAGAGUGACGCUAGACAUAGGCAGGGAAAAAAUCCAUCUUAUCAGCGUCUACGCACCCGACAGCAACAAGAGUGAAAAAGAAAUAGAUGACUUCUACGAAACUCUGCAAGAAGAAAUAGAUAAGAUACCGGAAGAACACAAAAUCUUGAUAAUGGGAGACCUAAACGCGAGAAUUGGCAACGCAGUCGUGGACGGGGUAAAACAAAGAUUUAAUGAAGCACACAUCAACGACAAUGGGGAAAAGCUAGUUGCGUUCUGUGCGCAAAAUAGAUUAAGAAUAAACAACACUUAUUAUGAUCACAAGGACCAACACAAGAUAACCUGGGCAAAUACGCGAAGCCAAACAUCUAUGAUAGACUUCAUAAUCUCGAACAGAGCGGUCCAUCCAACGCAGGUCGUCGACGUGCGAUCACUGUCCUCGGCGGACGAUGAUACUAUAAAGGCUCUGUACGAAUGGCGGCUGAGACAGAAGAUAAGGGAGAACGGCAUCGCAGACGAGGACGAUGUGGAGGAUGGAUGGAAGAAGAUCAAGAGCCAUAUGACCAUGGCAGCAGAAGAGGCACUAGGAAAAAGGAGAAUAAACAAAAAUGCCGAUACACAACACAAGACGUGGUUCACGAAAGAGGCAAAGCAACUGGCAAAAGAAAAGAGGAAGGCAUACCUCAAUUAUCUCAACAACAGGACCUCCGAAGAACGACAGAAAUACAAGAACAUAAGAAACCUCGCAAAGGCGGGAAUGCGGAGAAUCAAGGAAGAAUACUGGGCAACCUUCACUGCUAAUAUGAAACAUGAUCUAUACGGAGCCCAAAGGAAGGUGUGGGGAAUGCUAAGACGCAGGAAACAAGAAGUGAAUGAAUAUGUCCAGUCACAGAAAAUCUCCAAAGAAGAAUGGAUGGAACACUUCAGACGGCUGUUCCGGGAGGAUGACGACCGUUUACCGGCGACACCGCCAGAAAGGACCACGGUAAACACACAGAUCGACGCUGAGCUUGUGGAGUCCCUCGCCAAGACAUUGAAGAACAGAAGGGCGCCUGGACUCGAUGGGCUGCACGAGUUGGUGAAAUAUGGAGGGAAAGACCUUCACUCGGAACUAGCCAAGCUAUUCCAGAAAGUUCUCAUCAACAGGACCGUACCCUCUGAUUGGAAAAAGAGCAUAACCAUCCCAAUAUUCAAAAAAGGAGACAAGAAGAAGCCAGAGAACUACCGCGGAGUGACUCUCCUUAGCGCGGCAAUGAAACUCUUCACACGGAUCCUGGCAAAUAAGAUAUCUGAAAAAAUCCCAAUGAGUGAAGAGCAGCAAGGCCAUCGAAUUCGAUAA
Cataglyphis hispanica is the source of this 1668-nucleotide messenger RNA. Its product is annotated as craniofacial development protein 2-like. The record is from RefSeq and is a predicted model, not a curated record. Gene Ontology annotation, molecular function: catalytic activity. Lineage: Eukaryota; Metazoa; Arthropoda; Insecta; Hymenoptera; Formicidae. Bases 1 to 1668 code for a protein of 555 amino acids. The transcript has 3 exons.